CUGGACAGAGCAGCAGGCGUGAGAGGCGCUGGCUUUGGCCCGAGAAGGGAAGGCCGAAAAAUUGCAAAAGAACCCCCCCCCCUCGCCUUCCAAGAAGCAGGAUUGCUAAAUUAGGUCGCCCAAGGGCAAAAUCCAGAUUGAGCUCCUGGUUCUACCGAAAUGAAGACCCAGCCCUUCCAUCGCCGAGGGAAAGGAGAACACCUGGAGAAGGAGCAGGAAGCCAGGCAGAUGCCUCCAGCACCCUCACCGUCUCAUCGCGUGGCGUGUCCCUUACUCAUAGUGGGCUUGCUUCUAAUAGUGGUAGCACUUGGGUGUUCCUAUGUCGUUCUUUUCCAGACGACAGACGGAAUGAAGAUGGAGAUGUUGGAGUUACGAAAGGGCGGGUUGGCCCUCAAGAACCGGGAUGGAGACGUCAUCUUCAGGUUGACCUUCCAAUCUGGUGUCCUUGACCUGGAGUCCUGCUUCCAGGGAACAGACGCGUUGACUUGUUCUAGGACAGAUAGAAGAAAAAUCCGUUUCAUGAUCAGGGCGAUUAAACCAAGGAGGACCCUGAGCUGCUACUCCAUCACCUGGGAAGAGUUUCUAGCCGAGACGGUGGUGGACCACAAAAUGUUCUUGGGAGAUGCUUCCUGGUAUGGAGGCUAUGAGAUGAGUGUCCAGCAUUGGCCAAUCCAGCUGCCAGGAGACCAGGAACCCAUGCCUUACGUGACCAGCGAUGUCUACUCUUUUCGGAAGAGUUUCGGAGGUGUCCUGGAGAGAUAUUGGUUGUCCUCCAAAGCGGUAGCUUUCAAGAUUGAUGACUCGGUUCCUUUCCACCUCGGCUUCAACGCCACGGAACCCUCUCUUGUUUUCCAAGCCAAGUAUACAGAUUCUCCAUAUGGUUCUUUGCUGGAGAAUCAAGCUUUCCCAAGGCUAUGUUACCAUGUCUGCGCGGCUCCUGACAUGACUUCCACCCACAAAUACAUGUCCCAGAAUUAUUUCAGGAGACCUUUGAAGGUUCCCUCAGAACAGAUCUUCAGGUUUCCAGUCUGGUCCACUUGGGCCCUCUACAAAAAGGAGAUUGAUCAAAAGAAAGUUCAGGAAUUCGCCCAAAUGAUCCUGAAGCACGGAUUUAAAGCCAGCCAUAUUGAAAUCGACGACAUGUACACGCAGAGUUACGGAGACUUCGAGUUCGACAUCUUGAAGUUCCCUCGUGCAGCAGAAAUGUUUGAAAAUCUUAAGAAAGACGGGUUCAACGUUACAGUUUGGGUCCACCCGUUUGUCCACGAGAAAUCACCCAACUUUAAGGAAGGAAUCGAGAAACGUUUUUUUGUCGCGCAACGAAACGAGGGGUCCCCCGCCAUGGUGAAGUGGUGGAAUGGAAUUGGCGCCAUCUUGGAUUUCACCAACCCUGCCACCCGAGAUUGGUUUCACGCUCAUUUAAAGGAACUUGGCUUAAAAUAUGGCAUAUCUUCCUUCAAGUUUGAUGCCGGAGAGACGUGCUACCUUCCCAAAGAGUUCACCACCUUCCAGCCUCUUCUGGAUCCAAACACUUGGUCCAGGUAUUACGCAGAAAUGGCCAGCCCUUUUUAUGAGCUUGCAGAGGUUCGUGUGGGGUACCAGACCCAACAUAUCCCGUGUUUUGUCCGUAUUAUUGACCGGGAUUCAAUCUGGGGAUACGAGCUUGGGUUAAAAUCCAUAAUUCCCACAGUUCUAAGCAUUGGUCUUCUGGGAUACCAUUUCAUCCUGCCAGAUAUGAUCGGUGGGAAUUUUAUCCCAGGUAAAACUGACGGGGCUUUGGAAAUCCCGGAUCGGGAACUCUACAUCCGUUGGCUGGAGUUGUCCGCCUUCAUGCCGUCCAUGCAGUUCUCCAUCCCACCUUGGCUGUACGACAAGGAGGUCGUCGAAAUCGCCCUGAAGUUCACCAAGCUUCACGAGUCCUUGGUGGCCCCUCUCUUGCUGGAGCUGGCCGGGGAGAUCACCACCACGGGGGAUCCCAUCAUACGGCCCAUCUGGUGGAUCUCUCCCGGGGACGAGUCUGCUCACAAGAUCGAUUCCCAGUUUCUCAUCGGGGACACCUUGAUGGUGGCUCCAGUCUUGGAGAUGGGAAAACAGGAACGGGACAUCUACAUCCCGGCGGGGAAAUGGCGGAGUUACAAAGGAGAGCUGUUUGAGAAGACUCCCACGCUGGUCACGGACUACCCCGUGGAUCUGGAUGAGGUGGCUUAUUUCUUUUUGGUUCCUUAAAUCUCUCCAGGCCAAACUGUCCCAAAGGAGCUUUUUCAGGAGGCAACUGGACUUCCCUGUUUUUUCUUUUG
Molecule: messenger RNA, 2297 nt
Organism: Thamnophis elegans (Western terrestrial garter snake)
Lineage: Eukaryota; Metazoa; Chordata; Lepidosauria; Squamata; Natricidae
Product: myogenesis-regulating glycosidase-like
Exons: 2
Coding region: 160-2226 (688 amino acids)
Biological process (GO): carbohydrate metabolic process; skeletal muscle fiber development
Molecular function (GO): hydrolase activity, hydrolyzing O-glycosyl compounds
Source: RefSeq, a predicted model, not a curated record